This is a messenger RNA of Rhizoctonia solani, 1182 nucleotides long. Its product is annotated as bZIP transcription factor. Gene Ontology annotation, cellular component: RNA polymerase II transcription regulator complex. The transcript has 5 exons. The coding region runs from base 1 to 1182 and encodes 393 amino acids. Lineage: Eukaryota; Fungi; Basidiomycota; Agaricomycetes; Cantharellales; Ceratobasidiaceae. The record is from RefSeq and is a predicted model, not a curated record. Gene Ontology annotation, molecular function: DNA-binding transcription activator activity, RNA polymerase II-specific; transcription cis-regulatory region binding.
AUGAGUCUGACAAUGAAUAAUUUCUCCCACCAUGCACCGUCACCAUCUACCCAUCACCAUUCACUCACACACCUCCAACAUCCGAAUUCGCAUCACUCACCAGACACUCACCAACACUCUACCCAGGGCCAUUUUUCGAUCAGAGGAGUCCCUGAACCCGGCCGCACGUACCCUUUAAACGCCGUCCGCCACUCGUCACGGGACGAUCUGUCUUACACAUCCUACUCCGAACAACCAAGGUAUUCCAGACAACUUAUGCAACCACAACCUGAGCGUCGAUCCAACUCUCCCUAUCACCACAUGAUGAACGUGCCCCAAGUCCAACAAGCUCCUCUGCCGCCUCCCCAUGCUCCCAUGCAUGAUCCCAAUUCCCGCCCACCUGCCCCCGGUGUCCCAUACGACUUUCCUCAAGAAUAUGCCCCGCCCAAUCCCGGCCCGUCCGACUUUCAUCAUCCGCCCCCAAUGUAUCGUCCCGACGUCAACCCGGUCCCCGCUCAAGCCCCCCCGCCCAUGCAGGGUCAGCAAAACCCAACUCACGGCUCUCGCCCGCUCAAUAAUAGUAAGCGAGCCGAGCAGAACCGAAAGGCCCAGCGUGCGUUCCGGGAGCGGCGUGAUCAGCACGUGAAGCAACUCGAGAGUCGAUCGGCAAUGCUCGAUGUGGCUUUGGCGAACGCAGAUGAGGCCAACAGGCGUCUAGAAGACCAGAGGAUAUUGGUUGAACAGUUGCGUGCCGAAAACCAGGCCCUCCGGACCGCUCUGUCUGCAUAUGUUCCUCAGCACGGACACCCGCACUCACAACUUAUGAUCCAAACGGUGCCCAUUCCCGGAAUGCCCCUCAAUCCCCCGGUAGGCCAGCCGAUUCCCCCACCCGGGGUAGCGACAGAAGCAGCUCCUCCUCAACCAGGACAGCCUCAACCCCCGGCACCAGCAUUGGAUCCAUCUCUCCCAUCUCAGACACAGAACUCGACGCAGGACUCGGGCUCGGGACCGUUGAAUUCCGGGAUCGACGAUAUGGCCCCACUCGGGUAUCCGCAAGUUGAAGGUCAAACUGCUCACCAGCCAGACUCGAGCGACCGCAGGUCUGGCACGCCCGCUGCCGUUCCUGAAGGCUCUCCCGCUCCUCCCGGCCCGCCUGCAACCGCAGAGGCGGGUGCCGAGGCUGAGAAGCCCGGUGAUGCAUGA